Anas platyrhynchos (mallard) is the source of this 1827-nucleotide messenger RNA. RefSeq names its product hemogen (gene HEMGN). Lineage: Eukaryota; Metazoa; Chordata; Aves; Anseriformes; Anatidae. Gene Ontology annotation, cellular component: nucleoplasm. Gene Ontology annotation, biological process: regulation of osteoblast differentiation; cell differentiation. The record is from RefSeq and is a predicted model, not a curated record.
AGACCACACAGUAGGUCCUGAGCAGGCUCUCACACACCUUUGCACUGUGAUAAGGGGAGUAUUAUUACUCUAGUAGUGGCCUGUAAAGAUAAGCUCUUUGGGGCGGGCAGUCUGCUUUUUUUUUUCCAAGCUCUCAUUCUGCCGCACCAGUAGCUCCAGAUUCUUUUCCCGGGGAAAUAAGCUGCUUUUUACUUAAACCUGUGGAGACUGAUGGAAAGUUUAGGUGCCACCACCCGACGCGGCUUGAGAGACCGGGAGAUGCUGCGGAAGAGAAAAGAAGAAGCCCAGGAGAAGGAUUCGGUUCAGUGGGCUUUAGGGGAGCAGGAGAAGAUCAAGCGGCCAAGAAGAGGAGCUGGAAGAGGACGGCGCCGCCGGUCCGAGGUGAAGCCAGAACCAGAAGCCGUGCUGAAGUCAGAACUAGAGCCGGACCGUGAGCCCCUGGCGCACAAGGAGGCUGUGCUGAUGCCUGCCGUGCCAGCACACCAAGACCAGCCACCCAUGGUGGGCACCAUACAGCAGGAGACGCCCGAUGAGGUGCAGAUGGGAGCACUGGAGGGAAACGUGGCAUGUGGGAGCCAGGCUGCUCUGAGUGAUCUGCCAUCUGGGAGCCAGAUCCCUCUGGGCAAUCUGCCAUCUGGGAGCCAGAUCCCUCCGAGUGAUCUGCCAUCCGGGAGCAAGUGUCCUCCAGGUGAUCUGCCAUCUGGGAGCAAGAGUCCUACAGGUGAUCUGCCAUCUGAGAACCAGAGCCCUCUGCUUGAUCUGCCAUCUGGGAGCCAGAGCCCUCUGCUUUACCUGCCGUCUGGGAGCCAGAGUCCUCUGGGUGAAGAAGAAAUGCUGAAACUUGCGGAAAUGAUACCAGAAGAUGUGAACACCCCCGUGGAAGACGACAAAGCGGGCAGCUUCCCCUCAGUCCUGUAUUAGCUUUCUCUCUCCAGUCUUAAUGUUCUCACUUAAAAUUUUCUGUCUGAGAGAAACUCUCAUGAGUGUUGUAAAGAGAUUUAGAGCCCCUCCUUCCCAGUGAAUAACAAAGCCAGUGUGCUCCCAGUGCUGUUUUUGGUCUGCAGAGUGGGGCUGUGCCCCCUGCCCCUCGCUGCAGGGCGCUGUCCCCACGGGCACCUGUCCCCAUUUCUGAAAGGUGCCUCCAACCCACCUCAGGGAAAUGCCAGCCCCACGGUAAAGCUGAACCCCCCUGUGACAUCCAGCAGGCCAGAGAGCUGCGGCUUGGGCUUUUUUUUUUCUCCACUUCUGACAAACCCGGCCAUCCCUGUGCUGUUAUCUGCGGCCCAAAGGCCUUUCUCACUGUCUGCUGUCCUGAUAAACAGCUCGCUUUCCUCAGGUCUGAGGAGAGCGUUGUUUUUCCUGCAAGCCAAUUAACUCUCACCUUGCUGAGCUGCACUAGACAAAGGCAAGCAGAUCCCCAUCGCAGAACAAUGACCAGCUGAACCAUACAUGUUGGUCAGGAAAGUGCCAUUUUGGGGCAAAAACGUGAGGCCCCUCUGCACAGGUGUUGUGUCUGCAGCUCCCCUGACAACUUUCAGGCCGAGACUCCAAAGAAACACGUGCCUGUGCCAUGUACCCAGAAUUUCUGUGAAAUCAGUGAAGAACAGGGCUUCCUCUCCUCCCACAUUUCACUUCUUGGCCUUCUGGCUAAGAUCGAGUGUAGUGUGUAGAUUUCAGGACUUGUGCUCUUCUCCUCUGUGCAUGUGGGGGUGGCUUUUUUUUUUCAUUUCUGUGCACCCUGACCUAGAAGGUCUUUCUCCUGGAGAACAACACCGACAACAACAACAAAAAAUAAUUAAAUAAACUUAUGGCUGAGCAUCAACAUGA